This is a messenger RNA of Acanthosepion pharaonis, 1092 nucleotides long. The record is from the annotation of a GenBank genome assembly. NCBI's taxonomy places the organism in Eukaryota, Metazoa, Mollusca, Cephalopoda, Sepiida, Sepiidae.
AUGAGUCAAGACCGUCAGAGAAAAAUCGAGAAAGAAAAAGAGGAAGAGAAUAACGUCUUGAAGAAGUCACAGGUAGAUUUUAUUCUACUUUGGAAACUUUCACUUUUGCAUCUAUCUAUCUAUCUAUCUAUCUAUCUAUCUAUCUAUCUAUCUAUCUAUCUAUCACAGUCUAUUAACAUCUAUCUCAGUUUAUUCAUAUCUAUCUAUCUAUCUAUCUAUCUAUCUAAAUUUUAUUCUACUUUGGAAACUUUCACUUUUGCAUCUAUCUAUCUAUCUAUCUAUCUAUCUAUCUAUCUAUCUAUCUAUCACAGUCUAUUAACAUCUAUCUCAGUUUAUUCAUAUCUAUCUAUCUAUCUAUCUAUCUAUCUAUCUACCUAUCUAAGUUUGUUCAUAUCUAUCACUGUCUCUAUGCUUCAUUUCAUUUCAUAUCUAUCUAUCUAUUUCAAUCUGUUCAUUAUCUAUCUAUCUAUCUAUGUCUGUUCGUAUCUAUCUAUCUAUCUAUCUAUCUAUCUAUCUAUCUAUCUAUCUAUCUCAGUCUGUUCAUAUCUAUCUAUCUAUCUAUCUAUCUAUCUAUCUAUCUAUCUAUCUAUGUCUGUUCGUCUAUCUAUCUAUCUAUCUAUCUAUCUAUCUAAGUUUGUUCAUAUCUAUCACUGUCUCUAUGCUUCAUUUCAUUUCAUAUCUAUCUAUCUAUCUAUCUAUCUAUCUAAUUUGUUUAUAUCUAUCUAUCACUGUGUCUCUGCCUCAUUACAUUCAUAUCUAUCUAUCUAUAUAAUUUUUUUCAUAUCUAUCAUUGUCUCUCUGCUUCAUUUCAUAUCUAGCUAUCUAGUUUUUUCUAUCUAUCUAUCUAUCUAUCUAUCUAUCUAUCUAUCUAUCUAUCUAUCAAAUUUGAUGAACUUCUCCUUAUAUCUAUUCGAAAUAUUUUCUUUAUAUAAAAAAUCAUUCUUUCUUUAUUCCAUUCUUUCUUUUUUUUUACUAAAAUUUUUUUCCUUUGCACAAAAUGAUUAUAUCUUUUAUUUCUUUCUUUCUUUUUUCUUUCUUUCUUUCUUUUUUCUUUCUUUCUUUCUUUCUUUUUUUUCAUAUUUCAUCUCUUAA